Molecule: messenger RNA, 666 nt
Organism: Lathyrus sativus (Indian pea)
Lineage: Eukaryota; Viridiplantae; Streptophyta; Magnoliopsida; Fabales; Fabaceae
Source: the annotation of a GenBank genome assembly
AUGAAAAACAACUUCAGCUUCUUUGUGCUUCCCUUCCUCUUUUCUCUCUUGUUGCCACCUUUUGUCUUCUCCCACACACAUGGAAACCCUGCAAGCGAAAUUGUCGACAUUAUAAACAAGAAUAGAACAGAUCAAAAGCUUCCUAACAUGAAUGACACUCCAGGUUUAGGGUGCAUGGCCUUACAGUAUAUCGAAUUAUGCAAAGGAAACUGCACCGAUAACAACGUCGUAAACUGCAAACCUCCCGAAGACGAUUUCACCGAAGUCUUUGCCCCUAACUGCGGCGUAGAGUUACCUACUUUCGGUACCAUAACCGGACACAUUGUUGGCUGUCAAAAAAAGUACCUUGAACCAUCACUAGCAUUUUCUCGAAUUCUCAUUAAAGAUAAGAAAUCUCUGUCUCUUCUGAGAAACAAAUCACAUUCUGAAGUUGGAGUAGGCCUUGUUGGAGUUCAUAAAGGACCUUUCUUUUGGUGUGUUUUGUUUGGUAAUGGAAAAGCUAACACUACAUUUGUGCUUGAAAAUCGCGGUGCCGGGAUCAAACAGAAACAAGGGUGUUAUAGUGGAAGCAAUACUCCAUGCAGUGAAGGGGAGAAACAUGAUGUUCCAUUUUAUAACUUUUGGUUUACGUUUUAUGUGUUUAUUCUGAUGUUUAAACUAUUGUGA